Molecule: messenger RNA, 1562 nt
Organism: Salmo salar (Atlantic salmon)
Lineage: Eukaryota; Metazoa; Chordata; Actinopteri; Salmoniformes; Salmonidae
Gene: dnjc5
Product: DnaJ homolog subfamily C member 5
Source: RefSeq, a predicted model, not a curated record
GUGAUUCAUCGUGAUAUGUCUCCAAAUCUAAACAAAAGGAACGACCCCUCAAAACACGACAGCUACCGAUGUACAACACUGGUGGAUGAAGUGAAAGGAAUCCUACGAGGGACGACUGAAGCACUGGAGCUGACAGCCUGGACAGAGGAACAGGUAAUGGUGAGAAAAGAUGUCAGAGCAAAGGCAACGUUCCCUGUCCACCUCAGGAGAGGCCCUCUAUCUGGUCCUGGGCCUCGACAAGACCUGUACACAGGAUGACAUCAAGAAGUCCUACAGAAAACAUGCUUUGAAAUAUCAUCCAGACAAGAACCCAGAGAACCCGAACGCCACAGAUAAAUUCAAGGAGCUCAACAAUGCCCACUCCGUGCUGUCAGAUGCCUCCAAGAGGAACAUCUACGACAGCUAUGGCUCCCUCGGUCUGUACGUGGCACAGCAGUUUGGAGAGGAGAACGUCAAUGCUUAUUUCAUGCUCUCCAGUUGGUGGGCAAAGGGUCUGUUUGCCGUCUGCGGGGUGCUAACAGGCUGCUACUUCUGCUGCUGCCUGUGCUGCUGUUUCAACUGCUGCUGUGGGAAGUGUAAACCCAAAACUCCUGGAGAGGAGGACCCCGACAGCUACGUGUCCCCUGAAGACCUCGAGGAGCAGAUCCGCACAGACAUGGAGACAGAUGCUGACGACGUCCCCAUAAUACAGCAGCCAACCAAUGCAAGCGAGAGGACCGGGUUGAUUGGUGACGGACGACGGGCCUAUACCUAACACAACUGAGAAGAAAGAUCGGAGGACUGGUGAUGUCAUAGGGAUUCCAGAACUGGCUUUAAAUACGUGUAUUUGAGUAUUUGUUAUUUGAAUACUUAUUUUCAAUGUAUUUUAGUAUUUUCAAAUAAUGUGGCCCGAAUCAACUACAACUAAGUAUUUGAAAGUGUUUUCAAAUAAUUUCCUAUAAAUAGCCUACUAUUUAACUUGUUUCAAAAACUAUUUUGAAAUACCUGGGUUAAAUGCAUGGGAGUGUAUUUGAGUCAUUUUAUUUCAGUAUUUUCAAAUACAUUCCAAUAUUCAACUACUUGUCUUUUCAAAUAAAACAUAUCUACUUACUUCCAAAUGUAUUUGAAAGUAAUUUAAAUACCCUAAAUAGUAUUUGAACCCAAGUCUGAGGGGAUUCAUUCCUUGACCUGGUAGAUCCCAAAAGGGUUCCAAUUACAUUCCACCCCUUGACUACACUUUGUAAAUUCUGAAUGAGUGUUAGUUUGUGUGCAUUGUGUUUUGUGUUUGUUUAUUAUUUAUUCUGAACAAAAUACAAAGUAUCCCUAGAAUUGUGCAGUUCCAAGUUUGGGCGGUAGCCUAGUGGUUAGAGCGUUGGACUUGUAACUGAAAGGCAAGUUCGAAUCCCCGAGUUGAUAGGCAGUUAACCCACUGUUCCUAGGCCGUCAUUAAAAAUAAGAAUUUGUUCUUAACUGACCUGCCUAGUUAAGUAAAGGUAAAAAUAACAAAGUGUGGUUGUGAAAGAAUUGAGAGAUGUCUCUAUUUUGUCAUGUGAGCAAUAAAGACUGCCCUUUUUGAAAUGUUA